Messenger RNA from Anopheles gambiae (African malaria mosquito), 6992 nucleotides. It is a transcript of the gene SCaMC, whose product is annotated as mitochondrial adenyl nucleotide antiporter SLC25A25. Gene Ontology annotation, biological process: transmembrane transport. The transcript is spliced from 4 exons. The record is from RefSeq and is a predicted model, not a curated record. Gene Ontology annotation, cellular component: mitochondrial inner membrane. The coding region runs from base 2605 to 3582 and encodes 325 amino acids. Gene Ontology annotation, molecular function: ATP transmembrane transporter activity; calcium ion binding. NCBI's taxonomy places the organism in Eukaryota, Metazoa, Arthropoda, Insecta, Diptera, Culicidae.
ACAAAGAGGGUUAUUCUCUAGUAAUUAAUGGAGGCUACUACGUGCGUGGAAUUUUACACUUCCGGUCGUCGUCGUCAUCAUCUCUCCCCCCCACUGGUGCGAGUACUACUGAAAUGCAUCCGGAAUUAGGAGGAAAACAAGAUGAUUCAUCGCGCGAGGCCCUAAAUACUUCAACUUUCAACUUGACUCACAUACUCGCAAGUCUGUGGCUUUGGUUGGGGUGGAAUUACCAAACCCCCCAUGGGGAAGUUCCGCUCGUUUGACAACUCGGCGUCGGUUGCUCGGAGCGAGAAACUCGGCGUCGGUUGCUCGCUCGCGCUUGCCAAACUGGUUUUUUAAAUGAGCGGCUUGAGCGCGCUUGGCGCAAAGAACGUGCGCGCACUGUUGCUAGGCAGCCGAUUGCGCGCGCGCGAGCCCUCCGCGUGGAAAAAGCCGAACGCUUGGAAGGUCGCGUUAAAGAUCAGCACCCGUCGUCGUAACGCAAAUCCCAAAGCGUGAUAUGAAGCUUUUUGUUUGCAUUUUCUUGUUUGGGGGUUUCUUUCACUCUUGUUAUUUCACUUGGAAUAAUUAAAACAGAUUGCACAUCGCUGUCGCUUUCGACUUCGCUAUCGCGCGGCACUGAUCCAGUGAGCGUUAGUAAUUAAGUGUCAAUUAGCUAAGUAACUACGGGGACAAACACACACCCCCAAUGGCCAUGACAAUGCAGCGGUCUGUAUGGCGUCGUGCAUAACUUUUAGGCGCCGGCAUGCCGUUUUGGCAAGACAGGAAACACCCACGCUUGUGUCGUUAGGAGGAUAUUUUACGCUUCUUCGAGCAGACGACGGAAUGAAAAUGAAUAGAGCUUCCUUCCCUUGGCCUUCCAGAAGCCUUUAAUGUUUGCUCUGCUGUGUCUGUGUGGGUGUGUGUUUGUCUGCAUACGAUUAAAACUGUUUCUUUGCUCCUUUUUCUUUCUAUUUGUGUUUACUUUUCCUAACUAUCCCUUUUGCAAAGGACUUCUGCAUUUAGCCCCAUGAUGUGUCCCAGUUUCAAUGGUUGGUUUCUACAAGCGGCGCGGAAUUGCCUUCUUUUGAAUGGCUAUGUCAACGGCAACGAUUGACACACACACGCCGGGCUUCUCCUCUAACUUCCCUUCACUCACAACUGAGGGGGGGAAAUGUUUGGUCCUUUUUUGUGGAAAAUGUCUAUUUAUAACAAAAAAGCCAACACUGUUUUCCACUUGCUCUCUCGUCUCUUCCUGCUGCGCUGCCAUUCCUGUCCACUGUCACAUCAAAGUGGGAACGAUGCACACUCCUUUGGGCAUGCGCAUUUGGACGGUGUUUGGUCGUCGACGACUGUUUUUGACGAACACCACACAGUUGCUCAAAAUGUUAGAAACAAAAGUGUGCUUUUUUGCUGUUGUGUUGCUUUUGACUUCUGUAACAUUUAGAGUGGCAUUUCCUUUAGGUCCUCUGAUGUUGUUUUUUUGUUUUUUGGUUGCAAACACAGCUGUACGCCGAGGAGAGAGCCAGAGAAAACGCCGAAACGUCUUCUCGUUCGUGUUGGUCUAUUGCAAUGGCAUUCAGCUGGUGUUCAGCGAUGGUUACGUGUCCCUCCGAUCGAGGCAUUUGUGUGAAUGCAAAAAGAAGCGGGAAAGGAUUUCCACGGCCCUCUUUCUCGGCACAGAAACCCAGUGAACCGUGCGAAAAAAAACGCCGCAAAAUCCUCGCUCAUAGGAGAAACAGUGUGGGAAAGAGCAGCACCGAACAGCAGCGAGAGCAAACAUUGGCUGGCAGGUGGAAAAUUGCCGCUCCGAAGAGCUUUUUCCCGAACCCACACGAACACACACCGGGUGGCCGCCGCCGGCCCGAACAUUUCGCGAGAAGCGAUUUUUCCUUUGCUGAGCGAGUACACUGAGAAUGGUCCGUGUUUGUGUGUCCCCAGCACCUGCUAUUUUCUGUAGGGAAAAUACAUCCACGAAACCCCGAACCUUCCCAAACACUCUUGGUGGUGCUCGUUUGGUUUGGGGGUCUCGCCCGCAGCGCCCGCGAAUGAACACGGGAAUAUAUCCAUUCGGGUUUGUGGUGCCAGCAGUUGCUACCAGACGGUCGCGUAACACUGUGGUCCGGUUGCUCUCUGCGUCAAGGUGCGCUGGUUGGUGUCGUGUUGUGUCGUGAGGUGCAAGCCGUCCCCAAAAAAAGUGCAGAAAAGAAGGAGCGAAAAGACCGUCCCAAGGACGCCCGCGUCGAGAAACAGACGCAUUCGGUCGGGAAGCAGGAGGAGCGUGUGGUGCCACGGCACAGUAGUGUGCCGACGGUGAAAAACGGAACCACAAUCAUUCAUCGUGAUGAGUUCGUUGGCAAUGUUUCGCGUUUUUGGGUGAAUUCUUUGGGCGAAAUUCCCAACCCCUGUGCACUGCUCGUUUCCGCAAACGCAAAUUGCGCAUACAGACAACAACGGAGCGGUGAACCGCUUCGUUAGGACCCUCGCUCGACGCGGAAGUUACGUUAUUCAGUUCCGCUGCUACCGACAACGACGUGGUGUGGUAGUUUAUCGAUCCUGCCCGCCCGCACGCACGGUUAGAGAGGACUCCAGGAAGGUGCAAAUCAGCUGCCGUCCAGUGCGCGUAUGGAUACACUGGACAGUGAUUUCUAUGUCGAGCUAGUGAUCAAGUACUUGGAUAUCGGUGAGGAUCUAAACGUACCUGAUGACUUCACACAGAGCGAAAUGCAAACCGGUAUGUGGUGGCGCCAUCUGGCGGCCGGUGGAAUUGCCGGUGCAGUGUCGCGGACGUGCACGGCCCCGCUGGAUCGGCUGAAAGUGUUCCUGCAGGUUCAAGCAUCUAAACAGAGAAUCUCAGAUUGCCUUCAGUACAUGCUGAAGGAGGGCGGCGUGCGGAGCCUGUGGCGCGGCAACUUUAUCAACGUGCUGAAGAUCGCCCCGGAGAGUGCGAUCAAGUUUGCCGCGUACGAGCAGGUGAAGCGGCUGAUCCGCGGCAACGACAAGCGCCAGAUGACGAUCUACGAGCGGUUCGUGGCGGGCGCGUGUGCGGGCGGCGUCAGCCAGACGGCAAUCUACCCGAUGGAAGUAUUAAAGACGCGGCUCGCGCUGCGCAAGACCGGCGAGUACAGCAGCAUACUGGACGCGGCAUCCAAGAUCUAUCGGCGCGAGGGGCUGCGCUCCUUCUACCGCGGCUACAUUCCAAACAUGCUCGGCAUCAUCCCGUACGCCGGCAUCGAUCUGGCGGUGUACGAAACGCUGAAGAAGAAGUACCUUAGCCACCACGAGACGGAGCAGCCGAGCUUCUGGCUGCUGCUGGCGUGCGGCAGCGCCUCGAGCACGCUCGGCCAGGUGUGCUCGUACCCGUUGGCGUUGGUGCGGACGCGACUACAAGCGCAAGCGGUCACAAUCGGUCCCAAUCCGGACGGCAGCGUAGCGGUCGAGCCGAACAUGACGAACGUGUUCAAGCGAAUAAUACAGACGGAGGGCCCGGUCGGUCUGUACCGGGGCAUUACGCCGAACUUCAUCAAAGUAUUACCGGCCGUCUCGAUCAGCUACGUCGUGUACGAGUAUACGAGCCGUGCCCUCGGCGUCAACAUGACGUGAUCUGUUUCCCGCGUCGAUCGUACACACCAGCAGCAGCAGCAGCGCCGGGAGGUCGCACACUCUUCGCUUCGUGGCAUUCGCGCCUCCCCGCUCCAUCUUACCAUGGGGGAAACGUCAUCCUUCUUCGCACCCAACUCCUUUUGCCAUCUACCAUUCAACCUGCCUGUCUGCCUUGUGGCUGCCCACGAAAGUAGACAUGAUUUUAUUGCGGUCUCUUCUACUGUAUCUACUUGCAGUAGUAGUAGUAGUAGUAGUUGGGAUGAUCGGUUGAUGCAGAUGUCUGUUUCGGUUCGGCAUUUGCCCGUCUAGUGAAUUGGAAAAACGAAUUACAACCAAAACACCAAACAAUUCCCCCAACAUGUUGUUGAACAAAGAGCAAUAGAGCCUUUUUCUGAUUACUACUGAUACGCUACUGCAAAGCUCUCCAUACAAUCGUCCCUUUUUCCUGCGCUUCCUUUACCUUUUUUUGUGUUGCUCCGUCGGAGUUCGGGAUGAGUUAGAAGGAUGAGAUUGUGCAGUAGUAGGAAGAGAAGAGUAACAGGGACGGGGAUGGGAGUAAAUGUUAACCGAUGAAGCAGAAGCAGCAGCGACUGUGCCCGUGGCAGUUGGGUUGGCAGUGCGCAGCAGUGGCGAACGAAGCGACAGCGAGUCCCGAACAGCAUCUAGACACACGAACGAAUGAAUGGCGGAUGGUGGAUUAAAUUAUUUCUUUUAUUUUUAAUAGUAGCCAAUUUUCAAAUUAGUCCCCCUCCCCAAAUUCCAUGUAUUCAAUUUAUUUAACCUGCAAAAAAGAAACCACCCAACUCUCAGCGCACUUACGCGAGCACGUGCGCGCGCACGCCCACUCGCACGCACAUGCCCUUCCGGACGCGAAUGGGGACGAGUAAUGAUAGAAACACUGUGGAAGCGGUGGAAGUGAUUGCAUGUUUUGCACGAUCAAGACAACAGCAACCCACACACCAGUUCGUUCCUUAUUGCCGUUUGGGAAGCAGCUGACAGCCCCGACCGACGGAAAGGGGUGGGAGGGCCCUUGCAACUCUCCAUUUGUAUCUAAAUAGUAGCGCUAGUUAGGACUUGUAAAGCAAUCAAAGAAAGUGGCUCUCUCUCUCUCUCGCGCGCUCUCACAAACAGACACACUUAUAGUAUCUUCCUACAAACUUCCUGCUUUUCUAUCAUUACUCUCUAGCGGCUCGGAAUGUUGUGCAAAGUGCGAGAGGAAAGGUGCGCGCGCGCGACCGCGUCGCUUUUUGGAGGUUAGAGAGGUGAUAAAAGAUACGAAACACGGAAGAUUUCUGUUCGAACGGCAAGAAAAACACGCGCAGAAACUGAAUAUGGAAUAUGAUUGGUUCUACGGGGUCUGCGCCUAAAGGCGUGAGAGCAUCAACAGGAUAAACCAGAUAGUGAACAGCAGGAGAAAAAAAAAUGAAAAUCACACACAGAGAGAAAAGGGUAGCAGCGGUACACGAGCGUACACAACUAGUAAAGACUUUUACAAUUUUAAAUUAUUUAUUAUUAAAAGGAAAACGCAGCAGAGAAGUACACAGUAUGAAGGUUAAACGAAACAGAAAAGAGAAGAAAAAGGAAGAGGAAGGGAAAAAAACAGCACGAAGAUGAGCGGAGAAGAUGAAAACAUAUUACAAUACAAACAAAACAAAGUACUAAAUACGAAACCACCCCCACUGGGCAAGUUGUGUUUGUAUGCGAACGAAGCCGCGCUAUCGCAGCCGUAACGAUGCAAGUUGAGAAAUGGGAUUUUUGUUUGCAUGUUUUUGUUUUUGUUUUACCCAUUUGUGUUUCCAUUCAUUAUGUUAUAUAUAUAUAAGCGUUAUCAUGCACUAUCGUUUACAUUGUGUUAUCUUGCCUUCUUACUAGACAAUUCAUUCAUUACUUGCUGUUGGUUUCAAAGCAACAUGUGAUUUAGUAUCAUUUAUGUUCACUUACUUAUCUCAUUUUUUCAUUUACAUUUACAUUACCCAAACACAGAAGUAGUCGAGUGGCCAAUAACGAUAACGAAUCCAUCUCGUGGAUAGAGCGUGAAACAGAAGACUAGUUAAUGGAAAACCAUGAUAAAACCGGAAGGAUAUUGCAAACAAUAUACUACUACUACUUCUACUACUACUAUUAAACAUAAUUUACUAACCAAUAGAAGAAAAAAAAAACAAAAGGCAACGUGCGCAAGCAAGCACACCUUCGUCAGCAAAACAUGUUUUGCAAGUUAUUUCUCCUGUGAUCAUGGAUGUUAAACUUAAAUAUUAUUAUAUACUGAAAGCAUACAAGUAUAGUGCGCCUUCAACGAGAGUAAAAAAUAAAGCGAAAGAAAGAGAGCUACUAACGAUCGAAAAGUACUCUGCUGAGUGUGCAACAGCUGGAAGGGAAAAGGAAGCUUACGAGGCUGAACACGUGAACCACAGUUAUGCAGAGUUGAAUCAAAUGCAUUGCAAUGAAUCGAACAAGCAUGUAAAACUUGGACGUUGAACACUGCACCCGUCUUUUCUCUGGUUAAACAUAGAGGGAGAAGCAAAAGCCACAAAACCAAAUUCCUUAAAUGAAAUAGAAACGCAAAACGGACAAGCGGAAAGCAAACGCAACAACUGAAAUAGAAAACUACACAGUAGACGGAGAGCGAGAGGGAGAUUUAGUUAGGGUGUUAGGGUAGUAGGAUGAUUUUGAAAGGGUGAAAUGAAAACGAGCCAGAGGUAGAACGGCACACUAAAACAGUAUGGAAAACGAACGGCGGAUGAUGAUGGUGCGGGGAGGGGGUGUAUAAUAACGAAAACUUACGAAAACACUUUUGUGCGCAUUUGUUACCAGUGCAGUGAUAUCUAUGUAGUGGAAUGUUUUCCGUUUUAGUUUUCAAAUUUACACAUGAAAACGUAACACGGAAAUUGUUAAACAAAAAUCUAACACACACAAUUCGAAGUUCAUGUUAAUUCAUCUGUUUGAAGCUCAGUCACACACACACAAACACAAACCAUGUUCAUGUAACUCUAAUAGUUAACAACACGCUUAAAAGUGGUUAUUAAAAAGGCAGCAAACAACAUUUAACAAGAAAAGGUAACAUUUAAUCCCUUUCACACACACACCCUCUCUCUCUCUCUCUCUUGAUAUCAAUAGCUUAUAACACAAACAGCAGUGCAAAAGUGGAUGAAAAUAGAACCAUUUUUCCCUCCAUCGUUUGUUCUGUCGUUAGUUCAAAAACAUUUAAAUCGCAAACAGUACAUGUGUGCGUGUGUGUGUGCAUGUUCGCUGAGUGUAAUACUGUCGAAAGAGCAAAGCAAAACUGGUAUUUAGUAUAAUGCACACACAAACACACACACAUCCGUCACACACACACACACACACACACACACCACGUGUCAGCCGUAAAACUGGCCAAAUUUACAAUAAUAGCAAUGAAAUGAAUAAAGAAA